Messenger RNA from Paramuricea clavata, 498 nucleotides. The record is from the annotation of a GenBank genome assembly. NCBI's taxonomy places the organism in Eukaryota, Metazoa, Cnidaria, Anthozoa, Malacalcyonacea, Plexauridae.
AUGCUUUGUCGAGCUACCAAAACAGUUUCAGCAGUGUCUCGACGAGCACUAGCGGCAGCUGUGUUAACAGUGCCUACAAGAGCUGAACAUACAUUACCUGGCCUUGAUUAUGACUAUGGUGCAUUGGAACCACAUAUAUCUGCUGAAAUCAUGCAAAUUCAUCAUUCUAAACAUCAUGCUACUUAUGUGAAUAAUCUUAACAUUGCUGAGGAGAAAUAUGCUGAAGCACAAGCUAAGGGUACAGCUAGACUGCAGUUUAACUUCUGUGGUUUAGCAAACACCAGUGUGUUCCAGACAGUAAGUAGUCUGCAGACUGUGGGCUUGCCUAUGUUAAAAAAAGAAAUAAUAAUGGUUAGGAUUACCACCAAAACAUGUACCUUAGCCUUACAAGCAGCUGCAUUUACCAGCUGGACAGCGACACACUGGUGUCUCCUAAACUGCAGUUGUACCAUUUAGUCAAUUGUCUUCUUUAAUGUUCAGUUGCAAUAUGGUACUUGA